CUGCUUCCGCCCCUGAACUUCCGGCAUUGAGCUUUAUAAAAGCUGUGUCUCCGCGGCGCUUGGUUGCUGUUUUGUGCCUGGCGGUGGUCGAGCGAUUUGUGUGAGGCGGGACUCGCGGAGACGCCGUUGGGUUCGCCAGGUGAAAAGCCGUCUCUUCCGCUCGCGGCCGCCUCUCUCGCCAUGGACUGCAGUCGGGAUAGGAUGGUCGCGGUGGUGCCCGGGCAGUUUGACGACGCGGAUGCGUCCGACAGUGAAAGCAUGGAAGUGAAGUCAAUUCAAGCAAAAGACGACACAGUACUUCAAAACCUUCAGAAUGAUGUGACAGAGGUAAAGGAUGAGGGUGAGAUCGACGAGGAAGACAGCUAUGAAUAUGACAGUGAUUGGUACUGGGAUGAUGGAACUGGAAAACUCACCAAGGGUUGUACCGGGAAUGGAGGCAGUAACCCUCAGGCAAAUCGUCAGACUUCUAACUACAAUUCUGCCAAAAUGUCUACUCCAAUUGACAAGUCCUUGCAAAAAUUUGAAAAUAAAAUCAAUCUAAAUAAACUGAAUAUUACUGAUUCUGUCAUAAAUAAAGUCACCGUGAAAUCUAGACAAAAAGAAGCAGAAUCGUAUCGCAUUAAGGAUAAGUCCGACAGAGCAACCGUAGAACAGGUUUUGGAUCCCAGGACAAGAAUGAUUUUAUUCAAGAUGUUGGAUAAAGAAGACAUAGAAGAGAUACAUGGCUGUAUUAGCACCGGAAAAGAAGCUAAUGUAUACUAUGCUACCACACACAGUGGAGAGAGCAGAGCAAUCAAAAUAUACAAAACUUCUAUUUUGGUGUUCAAAGAUCGUGAUAAGUAUGUAACUGGAGAAUUUAGAUUUCGUCGUGGCUAUUGUAAAGGAAACCCUAGAAAAAUGGUGAAGACAUGGGCAGAGAAGGAAAUGAGGAACUUAAACAGGCUAACAACAGCAAACAUACCAUGUCCUGAACCAAUCAAGCUAAAAAGUCAUGUUCUUCUCAUGGGCUUCAUUGGCAAAGAUGACAUGCCUGCACCACUUUUGAAAAAUGUCCAUUUGUCAGAAUCGAAAGCCCGGGAGUUGUACCUGCAGGUCAUUCAGUACAUGAGGAAAAUGUAUCAGGACGCUAGACUUGUCCAUGCGGAUCUCAGUGAAUUCAACAUGCUGUACCAUGGUGGCAAUGUGUACAUCAUUGAUGUUUCUCAGUCUGUGGAGCAUGAUCACCCACAUGCAUUGGAGUUCUUGAGAAAAGACUGUGCGAAUGUCAAUGAUUUCUUUUUCAAAUAUGCUGUCGCUGUGAUGACUGUUCGGGAGCUCUUCGAGUUUGUCACGGACCCUUCCAUCACCCCUGAGAACAUGGAUGCUUAUCUCGAAAAGGCCAUGGAAAUAGCAUCCCAAAGGACCAAGGAAGAAAAGACUAGCCAAGAUCAAGUGGACGAAGAGGUGUUCAAGCAAGCAUAUAUUCCCAGAACCUUGAAUGAAGUGAAAAAUUAUGAGAGGGAUGUGGAUAUAAUGAUGAGGUUGAAGGAAGAAGACAUGGCUUUGAAUACUCAACAAGAUAAUAUUCUAUACCAGACUGUCACGGGAUUGAAAAAAGAUUUGUCAGGAGUCCAGAAGGUCCCUGCACUCCUAGAAAGUGAAGUUAAGGAAGAGACUUGUGAUUCAGAAGGUGCUGGAAGUUCCGAGUGCUCUGACACAGACUCCGAAGAGCAGGGAGAUAAAGCCCAACGCAAGAAACACACUGCUGACCCUGACGUUGAUAAAAAGGAAAGAAAAAAGAUGGUCAAGGAAGCCCAGAGAGAGAAGAGGAAAAGUAAAAUCCCUAAACAUGUGAAAAAAAGAAAAGAAAAAACAGCCAAGGCCAAGAAAGGCAAAUAGAACGAAGAGCUGUGUUGUGGACAAUCCUCCGCUAUUUUUUAAACCCCAGGUAGAAGUUGUAGCUGGAGGAUGGCUUCUUGACUGCACCUGAGUCUCUACCAUCUCUUCCUUUGGGGACGACUGCAGUGUGGCCAUGUGAUUGCCUCAAAAUCCCAAAGCCCAUAAUGUCGGGAUCCAGCCACUGGCUCUGCUUUUAGUAGAUUAAUAUACUAUUUUAAUGAAGAACUUUGUAUAUUCUAUUUUUAUAUAUUUUCUCCUGCAAACUUUUUCAGAAGCAUCUUAAAUAUUUAAAUGUGAUAACCAUCCACGACCUUUAUAAAAGUGAGCAUAAAGGCAUUUGGACAGACUUGGGGAUAUUUGUUUUCUUUGUACAUGCCGAAGACAUGUCUGAGAUCAACGGAUUACUGAGCUGUGACUUAUAGCCUGGAGUUCCACUCAUAAGAGAAGUCAUGUGGCCAUGAUGUUGCUGUUCACAGCGGAUCUGUUCUUGUCAUAUGAUCCCACUUCAUCUUUAAUUUGCCUUUUCUAGCGAGACCUGAGCUCAUAAGACAUUUCACAUUCAGCCAUUUGUCAUGUUCGUUUGAUCAUCAAACAUUUAAGUAUUUUAGGUACUGGGAUAUAGCAGUGAAUAAAACAAAAUUACUUCCUUUGAAUUGAUUGUAUUCUUAUAGAGAAAUAAGUCACAUUCUUCCAAGAGGUUAUAAAUUAUAUAGAGAGAAAUAAUGCUGAAUAACGAGACUGCCUAGGGAAACCCGCCACACAGUGAGAUACUCGACAAAAUACUUGAAGCUGAGUCACACUGAGCUGCCUGGCACUGCAAUGGCUAAAUGGAAGGAUUCUAAGUUCUGGCCAGCCUGGGCUACUUAAACAGAUGAGGAUACAAACAACCAAGCCAAGUCAGGUGCAGAAGAACACAUAAGCAAAGCAAGCAGCCAGGGGAAGGCCCUGCAGCAAAAGAUGUCUGCAGCAUCCGAAUCAAGGGGCGGGGAUUGUCAUCAUGAGAUCCAAUGGUGUUUUCUGGUGAUGUUUUCAACAGAAGAGUGACAGGAUCAUACUUGUAUUUUGAAAGCAUCACUCUGGCAUCUGGAGAAUUGCGGAGUUGGAGGGUGAUUGAUUGGCUAUGCUUCCCAGCGCAGGUGAAGGAUGCUGGGAGCUUGGCUUAGGUUGCUAGAAGUGGAUGUGGAGUUAGUCUAAGAAAACAAAUGAGUUAGAACAGAAUAGUAAAAGAUGACUUCAGAGGUUUGUGAUCAAGAAGCCACUGAGACCACUGGAGUCACUGAUGAGAGAGGCAUGUGGGUGGGGUAAACUUCCUGGUAGGAUCAUUGCACCAGAUAGAUAUCCUACAUGGCAGGCCAGAGUUUCUUAUUAGAUGCAGUUUCCAGCUACUUGUUUGAUGGUGGGUUAUAGUGGGGACCAACUUAACUCUGAUCAUAAGUUCAGAACAUGCUUCUUUCUACUUUAAAGUUCACAAUGUGAAAUGGGGUUUCAGUGAAACACAAAAGUCCUAAAAAAGCCCAGUUUACACAGUGUUGAGAGCAAACUUAUCAGCUCUGUGCACAGUCAUCUUCCAUGCCUUCUGAUUCACUUAUACAAGUUUAUGUAGAUUCGUAUUUUACCUUUAAAAAGUAACUUCUCUUGUCCCAGCAUUAAGGUUAAACCAUGUGGACUCAAAGCUAAGUCAAAGCAGAAUUGUGCCUCCUGGUUCAGACCUACCUGGUGUAAGUUGUCAUUCGAAAUGCCCUGUUAUGGUUUAGAUCCUAAGUGUUCAAGUAUGUUAAAAGCUUGAUCCCAAGUUGAUAGGGGUAUUCCUCAGUAAGUGUAGAAUGGGGAGGGGAGGGGGCUGAGGUCAUUGAGGGUGCUCUUGCUGGAGUAUUGGAUCCUGGCGCUUUCCUCUGCUUCCUGGCCACAGUGAUACAAGCAGCUUUCCUUUGUCAGUGCCUUAACCUGCUGCCUCACCACAGGCGACACAGGUCAGAAUGAAUGUUUCUGUUGUUUCUUUAGUCUUCUUCCUUCAUCCACCUUAACUCAGGCACGUUGACUACAGGUACUCACUGCCACUAUUAAACUCUGUCUGGUAUUUUGCACAGCCACAAGAAACUUAACAUGGACCCUUUGCAUUAUGAAAUUCAGAUUUCACUUAUGGACAAAGCUAGGGAACUUGUAUAUUCAGAAUAGCAUUUUCAGUUUUAUCUGAUCUUCAGUUUUAAAACAGAAUUGACCAGUCAUGAUGACACACUAUUUAAUCCUAGCACUGGGGAAGCAGAGGCACAUAGAUUCGGAGCCAAUCUGGUCUACAUAGCAUGCUCAGUCAAGGGCUAUGUAGUCACUAACUCAGUGAGGCCCUCCCUAUUCACUUGGUUUCGUACUGUUUUCUGUGUCCUCGAGAGCCUGCAAACUUUAUCAUUCAUUAUUUUUCUGUAACUCCCAAUGACAAAGUAACUUGCAUAUUGAAUUUACUUACAUAUAUAGCCUCAGACCAGACUGUAAAUUCACAAGGGCAGGGAUUUGUCUUUGUUAUUUUGUAUCUCGGCACCUGUCCUGUGCUGAGAUAUAGUUAACCCAAUAGGUGUUUAAAUAAUGUUAUUCUGUUAACAAAGCAAAUAUGAGGAUAUCACACAUGCCUCUUGCACAUAAAGAUGGAAAUUAGAAAUUGGUGUAAUCACACACACACCUCUUGCUCAUGAAGAUGGAAAUUAGGAAUUGGUGUGAUCAGUGUACACCCUUCAGACUUGCAAUAAGGCCAUCUGGAUACCAUGGAAAGUGCUCAACCUAAAAGGUUAGUUCACUUAAUCCCAGUGCAAAAGUAGAUGGGAAUGGGGCAGCCCAGUCCAUAUUCUGAUGUUUUGGCAUGGAACAUGGGCAAGGCUUUCUGAGGGGUGGGGUGCCAACUAGUCUUUAGCUCCCUUACUUGUUCUGAUAACCUUGUGACACUGGGGAGUCACUUCUCUUUGGGGAAGAAGUCCUCAUGUGUCAGUUGUGGGACUUGGACCGAAUGAUCGCUAAAAUGUCAUCUAAAAUGCACUCGUUUGCAGUGCUUCAUGGAGCCCAGGCUGGCUUCUAGCUCCCGUGUAAUCAGGAAUGGUCUUAACUUCUGACCCUUCUGCUUUUGUUUCUUUCCCAAGUGCUGGGAGUGGAAGUGUGGUACCACACCCUGAUGUCUGCAGACUAGGAGAGUGGAGCCCGGAAAAGAGGAGUCACGUGAGUAAAGCGUCCAAUCACAAACAUGUUUCCAUAGGCCUAGGACCAAGUAGCAGUGGCCAGCUGUGGCAAGGAAUCUCAUAGCACACGCUCCUGUCUGCUGCACCUGGAGGGACUCUCGAAAGCCCAGUGCAAGACCAAUGCCGUGUUUGGAAGAAACUGAGGUCACAGACUCUUGUUUCUUGGAGUUUUUUCACAAGCUUUCAGAAACCUCACAUGACUCCAUUCUUGGACCAUGUUCUGACAUCCUGUUGUAUACAGCGUUGGGAUUAAACCCAGGGCUCCCCACAGGCUGUGCAAGCACGAACUCAGAUUAUCUCCAGCUUAUAAUUAUUUUAAAAUCUAUCUGAUGUGACUUUUUUGUUUUGUUUUGUUUUUGUUCCCGAGACAGAGUCCCACUGUGUUGUCCUGGCUGGACUCAAACUCACAAAGACCAGAUCAGUGUUUUUGAAAAGACUGUUUUAAACACCAGAGGGCCAGGUUGAAAUCACUUCUUGUUUAUUAGGACUAAAAUAAAUGGAUUUAAAGUGCAGGCCAACAUAAGUCAGGUUUGCUAGUCCAUGAGUCAUUAGGCAGCCUUUACCAUGCUCUGGGAAUGCUGUUAAUUGUCCUUUUGUUCCACUAGAGGGAGACAUGUUACUGAGUGCUGAUAUUUAACCUGCAUUAUUGGCAGCCGAUGCACUGACUGGAAGAAGGGUACUCACAGGGGGCACAGAAGUAGCCAUGUGUAUCACUUUACUUUCCCCUAAAGACUCACAGCCCUGGGGGCUGGAGAGAUGGCUCAGAGGUUAAGAGCACUGGCUGCUCUUCCAGAGGUCCUGAGUUCACUUUCCAGCAACCAUAUGGUGGCUCAAAACCAUCUGUAAUUCGAUCUGGUUCCCUCUUCUGGCCUGCAGACAGAACACUGUAUACAUAAUAAAUUAAUAAUAAUUAAAAAAAGACUCACUGGCUCAUUUGGAAGCUCAGCUUCUAAAUUAGUCCCUGCCUAGAACCCCUGACAGUUGUUCCUCAGUAUAUAUUUUGUAGAAGUCGUAACUCAUCAAGGUGUGGUAGAGCACACCUCAAUCACAGCACUUGGGACAGAGGCAGGGCAGCCACACAUGUUGGUGGUUAGCCAAGAUCAGACUGUGUCUCAAAACCACAACAGCAGAAGUGGGUUUUUCCCUUGGAGAUAAUGCACACUUCAUAAGAUGUUUACAGAAACACCCAUGAAGGGCCAUAGACUCUGUGCAAUGUGCUGUUCACUUGCUGAUUCUUCAUCUUGCUGGGCCUUGUUUCCCUCCUUAGCUGUCAAACCAGGGCUGAAUGGAGAACGGCUUAGAGGCUGCGCUGUUUAAUAGCUUUUUAGAUACAGGCAGGCUAUAUGUACAAUAUAUGAAAGAAAAUAGGGCUUCUUAACAAACAAGAAGACAUGAAGUAAAGAUUGAGUAUCUGUUAUUUAAAAUACUUUGGAUCAGAAAUGUAAGUUUUUUUGAUUUCCAUUUUUGCAUAGACUGGUUGAACAUCCUGAUUCAAAAUUGGAAAUUUUUCAUCAUGUUAUUGUGAAAAAACUCAGAUUUUGGAGCAUUUCCAAUUUGGGGAACUCACAUUGUUCUCUGUGUCUUCUGGAGUACUUUGUUAGCCUGGUGAUUUGCUCAGAUUCUUCUGCCAAAAGUUGUUAGGGAAGACAGACUAGAAGUGCUCAAUGAUUCUGAGCACUGUCGGCUCUUCCAGAGGACCAGGGUUCAAUUCCCAGCAUCUGCAAGUGGCUCACAACCAUCUGUGACUAGUUCCAGAGGAUUCAAUGUCCUCUUCUGACCUCCAGGAACUGCAUAUGUACGGUACACAGAUAGUCAGACACUCAUACACAUAAAAUAAAAAUAAAACCUCAAAAAAAUUAUUUAAAAAAAGAACGUAGCUCCAAGCUUCCUUUCAUUCCUCCUCCAAGAAUGGUGUGUCUUUUUAAUUUCUUGUUUUAGAAACAAAAAAAUCCACAAGAAAAUUUUCAUUCCACUCACUAAAUACAUUUCUAUUUAAUUAUUUUUGAGGUUUCAAUUGUGAGGACGAUGCUUCAGGAAAUCACACACUGAACGUGUGGUGGACAUGUCAGGACUGUUUGUUUGGAAGUUUGUGUUUGUGAGGUUAGGAUGUCCGGGUUUUUGCCAAUGAUGGCAUCUAUUACACGACGGGAUUAAGGGAAAUGUAAUACAGGCAAGUUAACACCAUGAAUGUUUAUAAAAACAAAAAGAGGUGAAGCGUGCAGGGGAGAUGGUUUAGUGGACGAAUUGGUUGUCACGAAAACAUGAGGAUAGGAACUGGAGUCUCCAGAGCCUACAAAAAUGUCAGGUGUGUGGUGACACACCUAUAACCUCAGACAUGGAAGGAGGAAACCGUGAGCUAGUUUAUGCCAACGUCACACGACUAGCGUCAUUUGGGAAGAGGAAAAUUCUCUUUGUAAAUGUGCCCCCACCAGAUUGGCCUGUGGGCAAGCCUGUAGGGCAUUCUCCUGAUUGAUGAUUGGUAUUAGGGGGCCCAACUCACAGUGGGUGGUGCCACCUCUAGGCAGGUGCCCUGAGUUCUAUGAGAAAGCAGGCUGAGCAAGCCACGAGGAGCAAGUCAGUAUCAUUCUUCCAUGGCCUCUGCUCCAGUUCCUCCCUCGAGUCUUGCCUUGACUUUCCUGGAUGAUGGACUUACAAGCUGUAUGAGGUUACAAUUGCAGCAGAAAUUCCCCACGUGUUGGAGCACUGUCAGAUGCUCACCGUGUGGUGGUGUGGAGUAGAGCUGUCCUGAGCCUGGACAAGCUGUGCGUGCUGUGGAUGACUGUGAGUAGGUUCCAGAUGUCCGACAUUGAGCUAUUUACACUGUUGGGCUCAGGGUUUGCUUUGAUCUGAUUGUAACUAUGCCCUGGCUUGUUUUUGAAAUAAGUAUUUAACUUGUGUUUUACUUUAUAGGCACCCACAGUUGAGAAACUAGAUAUUUUAAAGAGGUUCUGAACUUUGACAGAGAUGUUCAAGCGUCAAAGAGAAUAUUUUAAAGAGAUUAAGCUUUUAAAGCAUUUAAUUUUUAAAGACUGGAGCUUUUAAAAUUUGGAAUGUUUUAUAUUGUGAUAUUGAUAUUAAUAUGAAAAUUUAGGAAUGAACAAGAAAGGAAAGUUUAUGACGUAAGUUACUGGUUUGUGUGUCAAGUUGACAAGGGGUCCAUUGUACUGGUUGGUUUCUGUCAACUUGACAUAAAACUAGACAAAUCCAGGAAGAAGGAAUCUUCAAAGAGAAAACACCUCCAUAAGAUGGGUGUGUAGGUAAAUCUGUGCGGAAUUUUCUUAAUUAGUGAUUAAUGUAUAAGGGCUAGGCCAUUUGGUGGUGCCACCCCUGGUCAGCAGAACCUGGGAUUGAUAAGAAAGUCUAAGCAAACCAUGAGGAGCAAGCCAGUAAGCAGCAUUCCUCCAUGGCCUUUGCUUCAGUUAUUGCCUCUGGGUUCCUGCUCUGACUUUCUUCUGUGAUGGAAUAUGCUGUGGAAGUGUACACAGAAAUAAACCCUUUCCUCCCCAAGUUGCUUAUACCUGUGGUAUUUUAUCACAGCAAUAGAAACUUUUACCUAAGACAGACAGGGGUCCACAGAGAAGCUGACUAGCUAGCCUAACAGUUAGCAGUGAGCCCUGGAUUCAGUUGAGAGACCCUGCCUCAGUCAAUAAGGUAGAGAGCAAAUGAAGAUGGCUUCAGACUUCCCUUGAGCCUCCACACUCAUGCUUACACCCACACAUUGGAACUGUGUGUACACAUUCACAUACUACAAUGUGGGUUAUUCUCACCUAUUCCUAAUAGGCACAGUUCCAUUUAGAAUAAAGGCUAACAGAAUCUUUUUAGACUUGAAAAAUGGUGACCAUAUCAGAAUUGCAUAGUUAAAACCAUGCAUCGAGAUACUAUAAAAUGUAUAGAACAUUCAUUUCAUUUUCAGUCAGUAAUAUUGAUACAGAUAGUAGGAAGUCGUGGUUUAACUGAAACGUCUUAGAUUUUUUUUCCCUCUGUGCUUAGGAACAUAUGUGUAUGCUUAUAAGGGUGGGUGGGUAGAGACUGGAGGUCAACAUUGGAUGUCUCCCUCAGUGGCUUUUCCCCUCAUUUUGGAGGCAUGGUGGUCUCUCAUCAAAUCCUAAGCUCACUGAUUCUACUAGCCUGGUUGGCCAAUGUGCUGUCUUCCACACCAUCUUGACCCUGGCACUGGAGCUACAGGGGUGCUGCUGUACCCAUCUUUUUAUGAGCUCUCUGGGGAUCUGAACUUGGGUGUUUAUGUACUUGACCAGCUGAACCAUCUCCAUGAUUUUUUUUUCUUUUGAAGAGAUGAUGUUUCACUGUUUCCCAGGUUAUUCCUGAACUCUUGAGCUCAAAUAAUGUUUCCACCUCAAAUUCCUAAUUAGGUAUACUAUAGAUGUAUGCUUGGCCUUGUCCAGCCAGGUGGUGGUGGCUCACGCCUUUAAUCCCAGCACUCAGGAGGCAGAGGCAGGCAGAUCUUUGAGUUGGAAGGCAGCCUGGUCUACAGAGUGAGUUCCAGGACAGCCAAUGCUCCACAAAGAAACUCUGUCUUGGGUGGAAAAAAAAAAAGACAAAAAAAGAAAACUCAAGUUUUUCCUGGUUCAGUGGUGCAAACCUUUAAUCCCAGCACUUGGUGGGCAGGGGCUGGGAGGAUCUCUAUGAGUUUGAGGACAGUCUGAUCUACAUAGAAAAUUGUAGGGCUACAUAGACCCUCAGUCCUCUCCUCUCUCCAAGUAAAAAAGAAAACCCAGUUUCUAGCCCACAAUCUGUUCUAGCCUUUUAUAUAUAUAUACACACAUAUACAUAUACAUAUAUAUAUAUUUUACAGCAUAUAUUCUGCCUUUUAAAUUUUCUAAGUGGUUUUUACUAAAGCAGCAUACUGAGUUCUGUCAAAGAGGGAAGACAUUACUGUAAUGGAAACCUAAGUAGCUGCCUGGUUGCUGUGGCUCGUAGCAAGGGGGCAUCAUUUCUCAUCUGGUCAUAGCUCUUCUCCAUAAUGAAAUUGGCCAUGUGGUUAAGAGUCCAUCAGGUAGUGAGCAGGAUGAACUCAGGCCUUCCUCUAAAAUGAGGACAGUGUGGGCCAAAGGUGAUGCCUGGGAAAGUUCAAGAAUUGACGCUUGGGAAACUCUGCUAAUGUUGAUGUGUCUAAAGAAGUCUAGGAAUCUGAUACAAUUUUUCCAUGCAGCGUCACUUCCAAAAUGAAGUGUGAGCUAGGUGGGGAUGUAGCUUGAUUGGUGGAGAUCUUGCUUCGUUUGCAGGAAGUCCUGGGUUUGCUCUCUCACCGGGUAAGCCAGGCAUGGUGGUAUGUACCUGUAAUACUAGCAUUUGGGAGGUGAAGGCAGGAGUUGUAUAUGUGCUGGGUAGUUUUGUGUCAACUUGACUCAAGAUAAAGUCCUCUGAGAGGAGGGAACUUCGACUAAGAAAACAUCUCCAUAAGAUUGGGCUGUAGGCAAGGCUGUAGGGCAUUUUCUUAAUUAGUGAUUGAUAGGGGAGGGCACAGCCCUUUGUGGGUGGUGCCAUUCCUGAUCCUGACUUCAGUAAGAAAGCAGACUGAGCAAGCCAUGUGGAGCAAGCUGGUAAGCAGCACCCCUCCAUGGCUUUUGCAUCAGUUCCUGCUCUGUUUGAGUUCCUGUCUGGACUUCCUUCUGUGAUGAACAGUGCUGUGGAAAUACAAGCCAAAUAAACUCUUUGUUCCCUAACUUGCUUUUUAGGCAUGGUGUUUCACUGCAGCAACAGGAACCUUAACUAAGUCAGUAUACACAU
Alexandromys fortis (reed vole) is the source of this 10844-nucleotide messenger RNA. It is a transcript of the gene Riok1, whose product is annotated as RIO kinase 1. The coding region runs from base 181 to 1878 and encodes 565 amino acids. The transcript has 17 exons. Gene Ontology annotation, biological process: maturation of SSU-rRNA. The record is from RefSeq and is a predicted model, not a curated record. Gene Ontology annotation, cellular component: preribosome, small subunit precursor; cytosol. Gene Ontology annotation, molecular function: ATP binding; protein serine/threonine kinase activity. NCBI's taxonomy places the organism in Eukaryota, Metazoa, Chordata, Mammalia, Rodentia, Cricetidae.